GCCAUGGAGCCGCUGCCGCCGCCGCCGCCGCUUCUUGCCUGCCUCCUCCUGCUCCUCCUCGCCGCUGCGGUGGCGCCGCCGGCCGCGGCCGUCUGCGUUCCGCGCAAGCCCGGCUCGCCCGGGAAGCCCGGACGCCCCACCGGCCCCACCCCAGUGCCGCCGCCGAAGCCGAAGCCAACGCCGCCCGCGCCCGCGCCGCCGAAGCUGACGCCGAUCAUCCCGGGAGCCGACAUCGUGAAGAGCAUGUGCCUCAAGACGGAUUACCCCGACGUGUGCCUGUCGUCCAUCGCAAAGCUGCUGCAGCCGCCGCCGCCGCCGGGCGGGAAGCGUCUGGACGGCGCGGGCGUGCUGCGGCUGGCGAUGAGCGCCGUGCGCGGCAAGGCAGCCGAGGCCAAGAACGCGGCGGGCGCGCUCGCUGCCAACCCCAAGACGCCGCCGCUGGCGCGGGGCCCGCUGCAGGACUGCGUGGAGUCGUACGACGACAUCGCCUACAGCCUGGACAAUGCCGAGAAAGCCAUGGCCGGCGGCGACAGGGACACCACGGGGACCAUGCUCGACACCGUGCGCACCGACGUGGACACCUGCGACCAGGGCUUCGAGGAGCGCGAGGAGCUCACGCCGCUCAUGGCCAAGCACGACGCCGAGCUCGCCAAGCUCGCCAGCAACUGCCUCGCCAUCGCCACCGCCGCCGGCCUGCGCUAGAUCGAUCGAUCGUUCAUCCAUAGCUGCGCUAGCACCUAGACAACAACAAUUACACCGUAUACGCGUACACCUCGUCGCGUCGAAGAAGCUUGGCUGAUGCACGAAGCUUGUGUAUCCAUCUCCCUAGGAAGAACAUGUAGUUAGUGGAAGCCUUUCGAUUUGUGUCCGAUUUUAAUCUUGCAACCUCCAAUCUUUAUUUGUGUU
Molecule: messenger RNA, 906 nt
Organism: Phragmites australis (common reed)
Lineage: Eukaryota; Viridiplantae; Streptophyta; Magnoliopsida; Poales; Poaceae
Product: pectinesterase inhibitor 10-like
Exons: 1
Coding region: 4-702 (232 amino acids)
Biological process (GO): negative regulation of catalytic activity
Molecular function (GO): enzyme inhibitor activity
Source: RefSeq, a predicted model, not a curated record